UUUGUAUUACUUUUCUUCUUUGGCCCCUCUUCUUUUAGCUUAAAAGCCCAAACACCCAGAUCAUAUUUGAUCAUCUUCCCCACAAAGUCUCUCCUCCAUGACCGGAAAAAGAAGCAAAACCAGCCCACUUGGGAGCCCCUCGUCGGGGGAAAUCUCAUCCGACAGCUCCUCAAAAGAACAAGACCGGUUCCUCCCCAUUGCCAACGUUAGCCGUAUCAUGAAAAAGUCACUCCCGGCGAACGCCAAGAUAUCUAAAGAAGCCAAAGAGACCGUCCAAGAAUGCGUUUCUGAGUACAUAAGCUUCAUCACAGGUGAAGCAUCUGACAAGUGCCAAAAAGAAAAAAGGAAGACAAUAAACGGCGACGAUCUUUUGUGGGCCAUGACGACACUGGGGUUCGAGAAUUAUGUCGGACUCUUGAAGAACUACCUAAACAAGUAUAGAGAGACUGAAGGAGACAAGAAUUCCAUGCAGUCUCCAACUAAUGAAAUCGACAAAGUCAUGAGUAACGCAGAUUUUCAGGGUUUUAGCAGUGGCUUUUAUUCACUUGACACGCAAGGGACUCCAAAGAGUUUUGGAUCAAAUGGAAGAGCAACCGGUUAUGAAGAGAAUUUGGUGAUUGGUAGUGCUUGUAACAAGAAUAAGAUCCACGAAAAUGGCGAUGGAAAUGGCAAUAGAACUAUGGAAGCUCAUCUUCAUGAUGAAGUUGAAUGGUAGAGAUUGAAAUAUAUAUAUAUAUGAAAUAUUGAAAUAUAUGUAUGUAAGUUUUAUGUUUUUAUAUGUUGAAGUUAUUCAUGCAUGCAUGUAAUACUUAAUGAAGUUUUAUAUAUGUUUGCAAAG
This is a messenger RNA of Alnus glutinosa, 838 nucleotides long. Its product is annotated as nuclear transcription factor Y subunit B-1-like. Gene Ontology annotation, cellular component: nucleus; CCAAT-binding factor complex. Gene Ontology annotation, biological process: regulation of transcription by RNA polymerase II. Bases 98 to 715 code for a protein of 205 amino acids. The record is from RefSeq and is a predicted model, not a curated record. Gene Ontology annotation, molecular function: protein heterodimerization activity; RNA polymerase II cis-regulatory region sequence-specific DNA binding; DNA-binding transcription activator activity, RNA polymerase II-specific. NCBI's taxonomy places the organism in Eukaryota, Viridiplantae, Streptophyta, Magnoliopsida, Fagales, Betulaceae. The transcript has a single exon.